UCGCCCAUUCUUUCUAAACUUUCCUUCUCCGAUUCAGGAUCCAUCUCCAACAACCUUAUUCAUCAAAAUAACUAUCAAAUACACUGACUGUUCAUCAUGGCUCAUCGGUAUUCGAUGCAUCGAGCCUCUGAGUCCUCAGAUUCAUUAUUCAGGCAGGCUGUUCCAUAUGAUUACAUCGAGAGAGACAAUACGCAUCAGAGAGCAUUGGAGUAUUCCUCGUAUCCAGCCCCUUUGCUCGUCGAAAAUGGUCUAUUGUCUACGUCACACCAGCAGAUGGAAGGGCCUUAUCGUCAUUACGACAGGGUCUCUAACCAUCAGAUGAGCCCCUCAAAUGUGAAAGAUAUCGAUAUCGAUGGAAAACUCCAAGAUUCAAGCCUGUUUACCGGGAUAGAGGAGGAUCGUAGUACCAUCGACUCUAGAUGGUCCACGUGCAGUACAGAUCGGGCUCACAGCCGAACCAAGCCGUACACGGCUGGGAGAAAACUUGUCAAUAGUGAUCUAUCACGGCAUUACCAAUCAUUUCGACAAACUUCGUCUAAUCAAAUGCCUGUCGUGAAUGUAAUGCAGCCUUCGACGCAAGCACGGAUACUUCCUCAAGAUUGCACAUUCUUUGACAGCCGACACAGCGAAGGGGUGCAGAUUUUGGGUCUGGCACAAGAUUGGAAACACCCAUUGACUCGAGCGGAAAGUCGUGGAAAUAUGGCAUCCGAUUCAGUUUCGCGGACUGCCAUUCCACCAAGAGUGCCGGAGGUGCCACGUCUCCCUACCCCGGCGCUAGAACUUAUUUGCGAUGGAGAAUUUGCUUUUUGUUCUUGUUGUAGAACAAACGAAAGCAAUGGAUCUGCUAAAGGCUCUUGUAUACCAAGAGAAAUGUCCAAUAUGGACAAAAAGUUAAAUGCGGCGAAAGCAUAUAUUCAUGGGAUGAAAAGAGAAAAUAUGCACUAAGAGCGCCAUAAUGCGACCUCUGAUCCUUCAAACAUGCUUCAAUAAAUUUAAUAUAUGUUCCAGUUACGGCAUUUCAAAAAUCGUGAUAUAUCAUAACACAU
Messenger RNA from Truncatella angustata, 1046 nucleotides. RefSeq lists its product as uncharacterized. The coding region runs from base 97 to 945 and encodes 282 amino acids. Lineage: Eukaryota; Fungi; Ascomycota; Sordariomycetes; Amphisphaeriales; Sporocadaceae. The transcript is spliced from 3 exons. The record is from RefSeq and is a predicted model, not a curated record.